Molecule: messenger RNA, 4563 nt
Organism: Hypanus sabinus (Atlantic stingray)
Lineage: Eukaryota; Metazoa; Chordata; Chondrichthyes; Myliobatiformes; Dasyatidae
Gene: tardbpa
Product: TAR DNA binding protein a
Exons: 5
Coding region: 130-1371 (413 amino acids)
Biological process (GO): regulation of gene expression
Cellular component (GO): nucleoplasm
Molecular function (GO): RNA binding
Source: RefSeq, a predicted model, not a curated record
UGAAAGCGCGUGUCGAGCGCCAACCGCCUCCAUUUUGUGCUAGUGUCUGAGGGAACGGUCGGCGCUCGCCCGCUUUCCGUGAAACUCGACUCGCCGCUCCCUUUUCUUGCUUCAAUCUGCAGCCUGGCCAUGGCAGAGUACAUCCGUGUAGCUGAAGAGGAGUCGGAGGAGCCGAUGGAGAUCCCGUCGGAAGACGACGGCACGGUGCUGCUCUCCACGGUGACGGCGCAGUUCCCGGGGGCGUGCGGCCUUCGCUACCGCAACCCCGACAACCAGUGUAUGCGCGGGGUGCGCCUGGUCGAGGGUAUACUGCACGCCCCUGAUAACGGCUGGGGCAACCUCGUCUAUGUGGUCAACUACCCGAAAGACAACAAAAGGAAAAUGGAUGAAACGGAUGCAUCUUCAGCUGUGAAGGUGAAGAGAGCAGUUCAGAAGACAUCAGACCUUAUUGUUCUUGGCCUUCCCUGGAAGACAACAGAGCAGGAUUUAAAAGAUUACUUCAGUACUUUUGGUGAAGUCAUUAUGGUGCAGGUGAAAAGAGAUACCAAGACUGGGAAUUCAAAAGGCUUUGGCUUUGUCAGAUUCACAGAAUAUGAAACUCAAGUGAAAGUGAUGUCACAGCGACACAUGAUUGAUGGACGAUGGUGUGAUUGUAAACUCCCCAAUUCCAAGCAAAAUGCAGAUGAGCCUUUAAGAAGCAGAAAAGUGUUUGUGGGUCGUUGCACAGAGGACAUGAGUGCUGAUGAGCUUCGCCAGUUCUUUUCCCAGUUUGGAGAUGUGACGGAUGUAUUUAUACCAAAACCUUUUCGUGCUUUUGCUUUUGUCACAUUUGCUGAUGACCAGGUUGCCCAGUCUCUGUGUGGUGAAGAUCUGAUCAUUAAAGGGGUCAGCGUGCAUAUUUCCAAUGCGGAACCUAAGCAUCUGAAUGCUAGACAACAGCUAGAUAGAGGACGAUUCACAAACAGCCAGGGAGGCUUUGGCAAUCAGGGUGGGUUUGGAAAUAACAGAGGUGGUGGAGGAUUAGGUGGCAGUCCAAAUAGUAACAUGAGUGGGGGUGGAAUGAAUUUUGGAGCUUUUAGCAUCAAUCCAGCAAUGAUGGCGGCUGCCCAGGCGGCCUUGCAGAGUAGUUGGGGAAUGAUGGGAAUGUUGGCUAGUCAACAGAACCAAUCUGGGGCAGCUGGGGCAAACCCACAACAAAAUCAGGGUAAUGUGCCAAGAGAGCAGAAUCAGCCAUUUGGAACUAAUAAUAAUUCUUAUAGUUCAAAUUCUGGUGCAUUAGGUUGGGGGUCAGCAUCAAAUUCUGGUGGUCCUGGUUUCAGCUCUGGUUUUGGAUCCAGUAUGGAGUCCAAAUCAUCAGGGUGGGGAAUGUAAGUUUUAUAGGUCCUUAGCAAAUGUGGAGGAAGAGUAGAGAUUUGAAUAAUGGUAAGUAAAAACAAAAGUAGGUUUUCACAAACUUUUUCUGCUACAUAAUUGAAAAGUUUUUAGUGGUUACUUGGAAUUGUCAUUUAAGACACUUGACGAUGAGGUAAAUUUUGAGAAUCACUAAUAAGCAAUUGAACUUGCAUUUUGGAAAUGCUUCUUCCUGUUCCUGACUCGUACUGUAGUAUGUAGUUCUGUCAUGAGUUUUAGUUCUUAAACUAAUGAUCUGUACUUCGUAUACGCACACAUUUGUUAAUCCUCCUGAGAACCUUACCUCCCCAGUUGUGUUAAGAAUUUGAUACUAUGUCCAAGUUAGUGUUCAGCAGCAUGGGGAGGCCAGUUAUUUCAUUCUUGCUGCAGGUUAUGAAUUUGUGACUUCAGCCACUCAAGUGAGGUGCAGUUUACCUCCCAAGUGACAAAGAUUUCUACCUUGCUAAAUUGCAUAUUUUUGUAGCAGCGCUGUCAUUGUAUCAAAAUGACUUUUUUAAAUUGGUUGAAUAUUUUCUCCCAACCCAGGCUGUACUUUGUAUUUAUCUGAGACAAAUCUAAACUAAAUUGGGGAAAUGUGUUUUCAGUCAAAUUCUUUCCAAUUAUGUAGACCAAGUGCCAUCACCAGUCCCCUAUUAUUGACUGCUGAUCACGAUAGCACUUAAAGGCAUUUGCUCCAAGUGGUUGGCACUGCAUUGUCUCCAUUGUCAGUCUUCCUGACACUAGACAUGUAUUUGAACAAAGCUAACAUUGAAUGUAGGUGAACUUCCUUCCCAGUCUGCUCAUAGAAUUUUUUGAAAUUGGCUCAUAGAAUUUCCAUGAAGGAGGGAGUUGGUGAAAAGGCAUUUCGUAGGGCCAAAUGUUAGAAACCUGAGCUAAGUAAUCCAUUGCAUCUGGUUAUAUUCAAUUCCCCAAUUCUUCCCUUCUUUCUCUCUUCUCCCCCCCCCCCCCCCCAAAAUAGUGAAUCUUUAAUGUCCCACUUGUGGCGCCUGUACCUCAGAAGGAUUAUUAUUUUCUCCUUAGAAACUAAUUUUCUGAGUGAAAUGUAAUUUUAUGUUGGAGGGGUGAAAGCUCUUGACAAGUUAUUUUUUUACAAGUGCAUUGAUGGUGGUUUUCAGUAGCGUUCAAUCACCCAAAGGAUUGCAGAUAUUUAAAAAGGAUAUUGACUUGUAAAAGAUCGCUUAAUAUUUAUAUUUGUAUCACGCAUUACGUCUUUCUAGGCUGAUAAUUUGACCUACGAUUUGGAUAAUCUGCACCUGCUUUCCAUGCCUCUUUGCUGUGUCUCUCCUUGUAUUGAUAACCAAUUUGCCAUUAUUCCUUCAAUACAAUUAGGAGUAAUCUCUUCAAAGAAGCUACUAUUGUACUUGGGAUGCUUUCCCAUUGACUUUUGGUGUUCAAGCAAAUAUCUGUAAGGCUGUGGGCAGAGGUUUUGGAAAACAAAUUGUAUGUGACUGAGUUAAGGUUUAAAAACUUUUUUUUUAAUGAGGUAUUUCAAAGUUGCAAUGUGCACCAGUUUCUUGAUAAUUGGAUAACUUGCAGGCUGUCACAAUUUUAAAUAUUGCCAGGUUUAACAUAUUUUGAAACAUUUUUCUUGGCUUUGUGCUGGCAAAUAUCACUUCCAUUCAUGUUACGCACAUCAAAACAAUUUCACCUAUGAACAGUAUGGGUAAAUCAGAAAAGACCUUUGCUGUAGAUAAUCUUGUUAAUCUGCAGUGUUGAAUUUGAACUACUGGCAUUCCAGUUUGACUUCUUUGCACAGAAUGCUCAUCAGUGUCCAGUAAUGAUUUGUGUGCCCUGGGUUAUUUUUAUUACAUUCUGUACUGUCCACUUUAAAAUUUAAGAGGAUUAACUUUCAGUGCUGAGUACUCUUUACUAGCACUGCAAACCAAAGGAAGAAUGUGAAAGAGUAUCCAUUAUAUCAUGGUUUGGGGAGUUACAAAUAGGAAAUGGAGAGUGCUGUGUAGAAAUCUUUUUAAAUAAGAGUGCUAAAUUUAGAUCUUAUGUUUAAUGGAAUAUUAUGUAGAGUUUUCAUAAAUUGAAAUUUUUUUUAAGGCAUGUUCUGGAUUUCCGGGCAUGAGCAUCUACACAUGUAUAGAAAAUGCUUUCUCUAAACCAUUUCGCCACAUAACUGCAGGCUGCAUGGAGUUGCAGGUUGUAUUCAAAGGGACCACGGUGGGUGUUCCAUUUUUGUCCUCUACUGUUCUUUUCAUCGAUUCGUUUAUCAGCCCUGUGAAACAAGAUGUAAUACAGAGCUGUGGUGACUUAAGUUGAAGCCUGGUGUGGGAUUGAUGCUAUGGUGGUGCCAGCGAAUGAGAGGGCUAGUAUGAGCGAUGAAGGAGAGAGCGCAUGCAGAGACUUGGUGUUGCAUUAUGGCGUUAUUAAACAUGGCAAGAUGUGGCUCUCAAUCCCUUGGCAUGGUGAGAGAAUGCAGAGGAGAAGUGGGAUACAGUACGAAUGAUUUUCUUGUAUUCACAAAGGACGUCCGUGGCUGAUGAGGGAAAAGACUUUGGAGUGGUGAUAUUUGCUUGUAAUUUGAGUAAUUGGAAAAUGUUGAAUGUGUUCAGUGAAAUGAAUAUUUUCAGGGGUUGAAACCAAGAAAUUUUUGUUCUCCAGUUAACACAAAAAUUCAGAGCAUUCAGUUGUAAGUUAUAGGUUAGAAUUCAACCCUUUGCAAAUUUAUGUUCCAACUGAAGUAAGCAUUCUAAUUAUGAAAAGUGCACAAUAAAAUUGUUUUACUUUAAACUUGAAUUAAUUGUAAAUUAAUGUCAUCCAGUCAGUCCUUAAAAUCUGUAGAGAGGACCACUACUGUUUUUACUUAUGUUUUCAACCCCUGAUAUUUUGUAUCUUUCCCUUCCCUUCCUGUUAACUGUGUGUGCCGAAUGGUUGGUGAUGUAUUUUUGUAUUACUGAUUUGUAAGUGUGGAUAAGUGAAAUGAUGUGGUGUUAUGAAGGAACAAUAUUCUGUGGAGUGUAUUGUGGCAUUGCUGCCUGCCAGAGAUGACUUGGGUGAGCACAGUGUCAAUCUUGGACAAGAGUGUACGUUUGUGUUUUUUGCGAGUUUAUUGCGAAUGCAUAAUAAAUGACUGCUUGAGUUAAGUGUGUUUUGAAGCCCUUUUUUUAAUGUCACUAGGUAAUUCUUAAUAAAAAUUUAACUUGA